CACAUAAAUAAAUACGCUACCGUACGUAGGAAGGAACGCACGCUAAUUGACGAAGCAUCAGAUACCGUACAAAACAACACCACCUCUCUCUCUCUCUCUCAGUACCUCACUCCCUCUCUCUCAUACUGUUUCGUACAAUCCGAGAAGGGCUCCAGGAAGGAGGAGGAAUACCGAAUACUAUCCAUCGAUCAGAGGGGGGACAGUAUAUGGAAUUACACAACACGGCCGUGUUGGAGGUUGUUUGAAUGGUUCUUGCUUGUUAGCUUCUUUUAGCGGCGGCGGAGUUUGAAUGGAGCUGUACGGCGAUCAGGAGCAGGCGGAAUGGGGCGAGGAGACGGGUCUGGAAGAGUCGAUGCGGAGGCUGAAUUUGUGGAACGGAGAAGCGUACCCGGAGAGGCCGGGUUUGCCCGACUGCGCAUACUACAUGCGGACCGGGUCGUGCGGGUACGGAUCCAAGUGCCGCUACAAUCAUCCCCGGGACCGUAUCAGUUCGUUUGCAGGUGGAGAUUAUCCCGAAAGAGUCGGGGAACCUGCUUGUCAGUUCUAUCUAAGAACAGGAACCUGUAAAUUUGGUGGAUCUUGCAAGUUUGACCAUCCAAAGAAUGUCGGGAGUGUACUAAUGAAUUCACUUCUCAAUGUUUAUGGAUAUCCAUUACGACCGGGCGAAAAAGAGUGCUCCUAUUAUUUGAAAACGGGGCAAUGCAAAUUUGGUAGAACCUGUAAAUUUGAUCAUCCUCAACCUGCUGGUGCGUCCGUGCCAGCAUCUGCACGUCCAUUUUAUCCGACGGUGCAGUCGCUUUCUUCUUCUCCCGAGCAUUAUGACAGCACAAAGUCCAGUUACAGGGUUGCAAGACCUCCUUUAUUGCCUGGCUCAUACGUGGCUGGUGCGUACGGUCCGAUGUUGCUCCCGGGAGUUGUUCCCAUACCAAACUGGAAUCCUUACUCGGCGGGAUCAGUGAGCCCUGCUCCCUCACCUGGAGCACAGCCCUCUGUCGGAGGUGCAACUUCUGUAUACGGCGUGUCACAAUUGGGUUCUUCUACACCUACUUUUAUAGAUCCUUCAGGUAGCGUAAUGACAGAGCAGCAAUUUCCUGAGAGACCCGGCCAGCCAGAUUGCAAGUACUAUAUGAAAACUGGAGACUGUAAAUAUGGGUCGUCGUGUAGAUAUAACCACCCAAAAGAUUUGGUUAUAUCACUGUCUAAUUGUGCUCUCAGCCCAUUGGGGCUGCCUCUGCGUCCGGGGUUGGAGACCUGCACUUUUUACAUGCAGAGGGGACACUGCAAAUUCGGGCGUACAUGUAAAUUUGAUCACCCCAUGCCUACCAUAAAAUACAGUCCAGCUUCUUCAUAUACAGAAAUGCCGGGUUAAAUGCACUGCAGGAUCGAAAGUGGAUCCUAGCACCACCAGGAUGCAGCAACAUAGAUCACAGCUUCCGGUGGUUAUGUGGACCUAAAUGGCUUCAAAAAAAUUGUUUCCACCUCACUCAACGCCACCCGGUUCUUGAAUCAGAACUUGUCUCCAAGUAAGCAGCAAAUCAGAAUAAGAUGCGGUGAAGUUCACUUUUUCAAUUGAUGUAAAUACAUUACAUCCCCUUCUUACUUAUUGCUUCGCGGAUUAUCAACUAGCCUCAAAACUUCUAUAAGCAUCAUUGAACUUUUAUUUUAUUUUAUUUUUGUUUCUGAAAUUCUUAAUUUAACUGAUGACCAUUGUUGGGAGCAAGAUGAUGACCAUUUAUUUCUGAAAAGAUUUUUUUUUUUA
This is a messenger RNA of Andrographis paniculata, 1759 nucleotides long. RefSeq names its product zinc finger CCCH domain-containing protein 32-like. The coding region runs from base 290 to 1369 and encodes 359 amino acids. Gene Ontology annotation, molecular function: mRNA binding; metal ion binding. The record is from RefSeq and is a predicted model, not a curated record. The transcript is spliced from 8 exons. NCBI's taxonomy places the organism in Eukaryota, Viridiplantae, Streptophyta, Magnoliopsida, Lamiales, Acanthaceae.